Vicia villosa (hairy vetch) is the source of this 2039-nucleotide messenger RNA. Its product is annotated as BAHD acyltransferase DCR. NCBI's taxonomy places the organism in Eukaryota, Viridiplantae, Streptophyta, Magnoliopsida, Fabales, Fabaceae. The record is from RefSeq and is a predicted model, not a curated record. The transcript has a single exon. The coding region runs from base 60 to 1511 and encodes 483 amino acids.
UUUUGAUAACCAACACAAACCAAACCAAGAGCCAAAGCAAAAAAAAAAAAACAAAGAAAAUGCCUUCAUCUUCCACAACCACAGUUUCAAAAUGCAUUAUCUACCCAAGCCAAAAAUCAUCAAUAAAACCCUUAAAACUUUCUGUUUCUGAUCUUCCCAUGCUCUCAUGCCACUACAUCCAAAAGGGUAUUCUACUUUCCGCACCUCCUUAUUCCUCUGAAAACCUAAUCCACACCCUCAAAAACUCCCUCUCCAUCACUCUCUCCCACUUCCCUCCCCUCGCCGGCAGACUCACCACCGACUCCGACGGUUACAUUUACAUAACCUCCAACGACGCCGGCGUCGAGUUCGUUCACGCAAAAGCCAAACACCUUACGAUAAACACCAUUAUCUCACCUUCUCUCAUAGACGUUCAUCCUUGUUUCCAAGAGUUUUUCGCUUACGAUUUACCGGUUUCUUACUCCGGACACAAUAUCCCCCUCGCCGCCGUCCAAGUCACCGAACUCGCCGACGGUGUUUUCAUCGGUUGCACUGUUAACCAUUCCGUAACCGACGGAACUUCCUUCUGGCACUUCUUCAACACGUUCGCCGCCGUCACGAAAAACACCACCGCCGCUGUUAAGAUCUCCAAAUCCCCCGAUUUCACCCGCGACACAGUUUUCAACUCCCCCGCCGUCCUCCCUAUCCCCGCCGGUGGCCCCGCCGUCACGUUUGACGUCAACGAGCCCAUCCGUGAACGCAUCUUCCAUUUCUCUCGUGAAUCCAUUCUCAAACUCAAACACAAAGUAAACAGUAACAGUAACAGUAACGGUUUAACAGAUCCAACUGAAUUGAUAGGGAAACAAGCAAACGACGGUUGGAAAAACGUUUACUCUAACGGUCACGUUAACGGAAACGCAACCGUUAACGGAAACGGAAAAACAAACUACAGAAACGAGAUCUCGUCGUUUCAAUCGUUAAGUGCGCAACUAUGGAGAUCAGUGACACGUGCGCGAAAUUUAGAUUUAUCGAAAACGUCGACGUUUCGUAUGGCUGUGAAUUGUCGACACAGACUAAACCCAAAAAUGGACGCGUUUUAUUUCGGAAACGCGAUUCAGAGCAUCCCAACCGUUGCUUCGGUGAAAGAUAUAAUAUCCAACGAUCUAAAAUUCUGCGCGGAGCUUCUACACAAAAACGUCGUCGUUUACGAUGACGCUACGGUGCGGAGCGGAAUAGAGGAUUGGGAGAGUAAUCCUAGGUUGUUUCCGUUGGGGAAUUUCGAUGGAGCUAUGAUAACUAUGGGAAGUUCACCUCGUUUUCCUAUGUAUGAUAAUGAUUUUGGUUGGGGGAAGCCUUUGGCAAUUCGGAGUGGAAAGACGAAUAAAUUUGAUGGGAAAAUUUCAGCUUUUCCUGGGAGAGAUGGAAAUGGAAGUGUUGAUCUUGAGGUUGUUUUGGCUCCUAAGACUAUGGAUGGACUUGAAAACGACAUGGAGUUUAUGCAGUAUGUUACAGAAGUAGAAGUAGUAGUGUGAAGAAAAAAAAACAUAGAAGGGUGUUCUGGUAAAAUUAUUAAGGAGUUAAAGAGGAUGAAACGAACAAUGGUGUCUUGAUUCUUGAAUUUGGUCGGGUUCGGUUUGUUCGGUCAACGUUGGUUUGAUGAGGUUGGGUAAAUGUUUAGGGAGUGUUUGGGUGGUUGGUUGAUCGUACGGAUAUUAAUGAGUUUCUAUAAAAGUGGUUUUCUUGCUUUUCACUUUCCACGUGACUAGUAAUAGGAUGGGAAAGUAGUAGUAAUAAAUAAUGAUGAUAUUGAUAAAUGAAAAUGGAAAAUAAAAAAAAAGAAAUAUGUUGAAGCCAAAUUAGGUGUUUGGUGUUCUUUUUAUGUUUAAUUUUUUUUUAGGUUUUUUUUUUUAUGAAUUAAUUUAUAUCACUGAGGUGUGAAAUUAGAAAUAAUGGGAUGCUAGAGAAGAAGAUUUGAUUGAUAGAUAUAGAUGAAUCUUUGUGAAGUGACUUGAGAUUAUUGAAGUAUUUAAUAAAUAUAAUUUCUUGUUUGACAAUUUUAA